Messenger RNA from Exophiala aquamarina CBS 119918, 924 nucleotides. RefSeq lists its product as uncharacterized. The record is from RefSeq and is a predicted model, not a curated record. Bases 1 to 924 code for a protein of 307 amino acids. The transcript is spliced from 2 exons. Lineage: Eukaryota; Fungi; Ascomycota; Eurotiomycetes; Chaetothyriales; Herpotrichiellaceae.
AUGCCGAACAGAGGCCCAACCCUGAUCAACCUCCCUCCGCCACCCUCAGAUCCUACCACCCCCAGCGAGAUGGGACCCGGUACACCCAACUCGACAACUACUUGCCUCUCAACAUUGUCUGUGGUCGCUAUCAAGGACGGUGCAAUGGGCCACAGUGGAAGGGGUGCGAAUGCAUCCGCCAAUACUCUGGAGGCCGAAAGGGCGGAUCGGAUCUCUCGCCUUGCUGGUCUUGAACGUGUUGCCACCUCUCGACAAGGACCAGGUGGGCAGCUUGGCUCUGGACCGGGUCUAUUUUACGGCCAUAGUCCCUUCGACAACGUGCCGCAAGUGAGAGAGAGAAGCACAGUUGGUAGCGCCAGUGCAACAGGAAGUGCUGGCGGGAGAACGACAUGGGCGAGUGGCAGCAUUGAUUAUGACGCGGACAAGAUGAGUGAGGAUCAAGACGACGGAGUGUCAAGCACUGGAGGGUUUAGCGAUGAGGACAAGGCCAGUCUGGUCGGCUUCGGGGAGGGAGCAGGUAGCACCGUCAGUGGUCCAGUGUCAGCGCCCUACAAUCCUCGAACCUCGAUGUCGCGGCAGAGCACGAAUGUUAACGUACCAUCAACCCCACGCACGGGCACCAUUCCUGCAUUUGGAUCUGGACAAAGCACACCGAUGAGUGGCAUCACUCCCAGUGGACCAGCUGGGAGCACUGAUCCAAAGAUGAUGGACGGGAUGAGUUACGAUCAGAACUUCAUCGAUACAACCAUGCAGCCUGCUACACCUAUCGAUCAGCCUUAUCAAGGGAACCGUUUUUCUGGGGUAGGGACAGAAAUGGCAGAAGGGAUUUUACGGGAGAGGCUUAGUGAUGCUGAUCAAUUGCGCCGGCCCCUGGACACUGCCGAUGGGCAGACACUUGGGAAAUUUCCUUUUGAGAGAGAAUAG